AUGGAGAUGGACGACGACGUCGAGGAGCGCCUGCAGCUCCAUAGCGAAGUGAUGAGCCUGCGGAAGGAGCUGGAGCUUGUGAAGGAGGACGAGGCGCGGCUGCGGGUGCAACUUCGUAAUUCAAAGAAACUCGUCAACGAAUUCGACCCGCAGGUCGCGAAGCUUGUUUCAGUGCUGGAGGAUGAGGCGCAACAGUCCCAAUUGCAUAAGCUUUGGGAGGAAGAGUGUCAAGCAUUGAACCCAGAUGAAAUGGACUGGUCCACCAUCGACGUCACGAACCUCAAUGAGCGGGUCUACGAUGUCCGAAAAAUGUACAUGUUGGCCAGUGAAAAAGCUGAUAUGCUCUAUGCUGACAAGGAUGCAAAGAUAAAUAAUCAUACCGACAACCGUGAGCAGGGUAAAGCGAAGCUCAAGGAACGUUUUGAAGAAGACAUGGAAGGCUUGAAUGAGCUUCGCACACGGUUGAAGCAGAUCAAGGACGAGCACCUGUUCCACCAACAUCGUGGUACGGCCCGCGUCGCCAAUCGCAACCUCGUGUCCGAUGAAAGGAAAAAGAUCGACCGGCAGAACCGUGUGGGUAAUAUUGAAGUCCGUACGUCCGCAAAGGUUGAUGCCUUGAAAAGCUCACUAACAGAACUCAUGGAAGAAUGUAAGGUGUUGAAAAAACAGCUGGAUGAGUCCCAACGUAUAUCUGAUGAGAGGAAAAAAGCAUUGGAAGAGUCACUGAAGAAAAUGCAGGAUGAAGGCACUGAGGCUCGUGAUAUGCGGCAGGUGCUGGAGGAGGAAAAAGAAGAAUUAUCAACCCUAAAGUCUGAUUUGCAGGGUGUGUUGUUUUACGUUCGUGCUGCAAAACGGGAGGAGGAAAUCUUCUAA
This is a messenger RNA of Phytomonas sp. Hart1, 873 nucleotides long. Lineage: Eukaryota; Euglenozoa; Kinetoplastea; Trypanosomatida; Trypanosomatidae. The record is from the annotation of a GenBank genome assembly.